Molecule: messenger RNA, 765 nt
Organism: Coffea eugenioides
Lineage: Eukaryota; Viridiplantae; Streptophyta; Magnoliopsida; Gentianales; Rubiaceae
Exons: 1
Coding region: 148-651 (167 amino acids)
Source: RefSeq, a predicted model, not a curated record
AGAUUAAUACCUUUGGAUCAAUCGAUUCCAAUCAAGCAAAUGGAUAAGAUUCAUAUACUCUAGCAACCCUUCAACAAACAAAGGAAGUCCGCACUAUAGCCUCCUACUAGUUCCCUAGCUUGGCUCCAUAGUUGUUUUCCAUCAACCAUGCAAGCUUCAAAGAUGUUGCUCUUGUUCUCCACAUCUCCACCUCACUUGCGGCACCACCGGUAUAAUUGCUCCACUGCCCGCCGCCCAAAUGGGUGUUCUCUGCCUCUUAAAGUACAAGCCAUGGCAGAGGAGCAAACCGAAAGCGGGAACGGAAUCAUAGACAAAGCAGCCAUUGCUGGGGGAUUGAUCUCUACACCAGUAAUUGCGUGGUCACUGUACACCCUCAAGACCACCGGCUGCGGCCUCCCACCGGGACCGGGGGGAUCCAUAGGCGCCCUGGAAGGCGUGAGCUACCUAGCUGUGGUGGGGAUUGUGGUUUGGUCGGCAUAUACCAAAGCCAAAACGGGCUCGGGGCUUCCAAACGGGCCUUUUGGGUUGCUGGGAGCUGUUGAAGGCUUGUCGUACUUGUCUCUUCUUGCAAUUAUAGUUGUUUUUGGCCUGCAAUUCGCCGAGAAGGGUUCCCUUCCCGGGCCACUGCCUAGUGAUCAGUGCUUUGGUUGAGUGUUUUUCUCAACAAUCUUUUCUGCUUUCUUAAUUUUUCUUCGUUUAUAACUUUUUUCUGUUGUUUGUAAAAUAUUGGCAAUUAAUGUCUUAUCACCUUCCAUCUUCAUCGAA